AGAUUGAAGACAAAAAAACAAGCUUGACAAACCAGAACUCGUGAUUGCAGACGAAAACACAGCUUAAAUUACUCGACCAAUGUUUCGUGCCAACAUGUUAGCAGUAGUCGUCUUCUUGUGUUGUGUUUCCGGUGCGUACAGUGUGCAAUGUAUGUCUUCAACGGGAAAACCAGUAGAUUGGUUCAUCAUUUACAAGUUGCCGGAGCUGAGGUCCAACAAGUCGAACCCGAUGCUCCGAGAUGGCUACGGCCACUUCUACAUGGAUGUGCUCAAUCCGUCAUGGCAGCUGUCCAAAAUGUCGAUGAAUUCUACCAACCACGCUGUCUACUACACACUACAGGCCAUCUACGAGUCCAAGCCGACUGAUGACUUCAUGUACCUGAUGUACAACGACGAUGACCCCAACGACCAGGAGUCCCUCAACCACGGCCACACGAAGGGUGUCGUGGCGUUUGAUAACAAGACUGGCUACUGGUUGGUUCACAGCACCCCGCAGUUCCCACGCUACAAGAACGAGAGCUACACGUGGCCCCACAAUGCCCUGAGCUUUGGACAGAGCUUCCUGUGCGUGUCCUACAGUUACUCCCAGCUCAACGCUAUCGCCAAGCAGCUGUUCUUCAACUACAUCCGGCUGUAUGACCACUUCACCCCUGACUCCUUCCUGAACAACAACCCGGACCUGAUGUCGGUCGUCAAGAACACGCGGCUGGAGACGCCUCCGUGGUCAAACAAGGUCACCCUAUCAUCCUUGGCAGGAACAAAGUUCACCAGCUUUGCCAAGUUCUCAAACUUCCAUGCAGAUCUGUAUGAAGACCUUGUGGCUCCCAGCCUGCAGAGUGACUUGAUGACGGAGACAUGGCAGAACAGUGGCAGCAGGAUGAACUCCAGCUGUGCCGGCAAGUUUAAGGUGUAUAACGUGAAGUCCAUCGUGCUGCCGGAGGGGAUCGUGUUCAAGGAGACCAAGGACCACUCCAAGUGGGCCAUCAGUCAGAACGGGACCAACUGGGUCUGUAUUGGGGACAUCAACAGAGAUCUCAGCCAGGAGAAGCGGGCAGGAGGGACAGUGUGCUUCCAGAACUCCAAAGUGUGGACAAACUUUAACCUGGCUGUCAACAGCAUUGAGUCCUGUCCACUCAAAGGGCAUUGAUAGGCCGGGAGGGCAGAGGGUUACAGGUGUUGAGGGAGACUGAGGGCAUUGAUAGGCCUGGAGGGCAGAGGGUUGACUUCUUUUGUCUUUUAUAUGCAAUGUUUCGGUACAGAUGCAGGCACUUGCGUGAUGAAGGUAUUAGCAUCUGUACAAAAACAAGUUGAAAUUCAGAAGUCAACCUUAAUUUCAUUGACACUUCAGCUUCCAGAUGACACUCCAAGAUAUUAUAGCUAAAAUGGAUAGAAUCAUCAUUAAACCGCAUGUUAUCAGAAAUAAGCAGGCCACUGUAACUUGAUAAUUCCCUCAUAUUGCUUGACAACAGGCCAUUAUCACGCCGAUUGUGAGGUGACGUCAUAGGGAUGGAGAAGGGGACGUCACGUUUAAUAGUCGGGCAGAUAAUGGAAGACCUCAGGUUUCUGUAAUGAUAAUGCCCUGAAAAAUAGCAUUACCCUAAUAGUAGUACAAUACUUGACAAUCUGUUCAGGCACUAUUGAACACAGCUCAAACUUAGUCGUAAUGCCAUCAGCAGUUUUCAGUUCUAGGCUGGGGUCUCUGGUGUGUCUAGCUGCAAUUGCUGUGCAGAGUCGCAUCACUAGGCCUACCAGAAACCUAUGAUGGUGGGUCCGAAUCCAGAUCGGCCCUACUAUGGUUCUAGGUUUGUUCGCACCAUCCACAUGCCAGUGCCACCUGCUGGGCUGCACCGAAGUGACACCCACCCUUCAGUCUUCUACACACCAUGAUAUUCUGGAAAACUGUUGAAGUUGGCGUGAGGCCAAUGGCUAUUAUUAUUAAAAUGUAAAUAAUUUUUUUAAUUAUUUUAUUCAGAAAUAGUUUUAUUCAUUUGUCUGCUGUGAGAGGUGAAGCAGCUUGCUGGACUGGUGAUGGUUUCUGUACUUGUGCGUCAGACAGACGUAAUUCUUAUCUCAGGGUCUGCUGCUGGUGGCUGUACAAUGGCUGUGUACACAGGAAUGGGGAUUUACAGGGUGGACCAUGAACCUCAGAAUCAGGCUAAGGCCAGGAUAAGUUGAAUACUAAAUUUUUGUCUCUUCCCACUUCAUGACCUGUCCCAAUGUUUACAUAUUUACUGAUGAAGAAAAUGGUAUUUUCACUUCUUUCCAUGUUUGAUAAUACCCAUAAGUCCAGGCAAAAUAGAUUUUUACUUGGAACAAAUUGUUUAUUUCACCACAGUGCUUUUCUGAAAGGUCCCCAAAACAACAUACUAAAGUCCCAAGCAAGCCCAGUUUGGGAAAUAUGUCUAAUUUGCAUAAUCCAAUAUGGCCACCAAUUAUCAAUAUAUCUUCGAUGUUUCAGAUGAGGUUCAAUGUUUUGAUAAAAAAAAAGGAUGUGUUGUAUUGCAAAAUAGCCAUAUUGUGUUUCUAAAAUGAUUUUCACAACGAUUGAACCUUUUUGACUAUUGACAAAUCUACAAAAAUUCAAAAUGGCCGACAAAUUUCCUGAAUGCGUUUGGACUGUUGAAUCAUUUAACUCUAUUAACUUAAUUCUGUUUGCAGUUUGUUCCUAGUUUGCCUGGACUACAUCAUCUUCCUGAGUCAAGGGAAUUAACUGACUUUAAAAGUCGAGUUUCCACCCUUGCCGAACUAGGCUGGAAUUCCUGGUCUCACGAGUUAUGUCCCUUCUAUGCCUCUCCCAUGGACCAAUCAAAUUCCACCACUCG
Haliotis rufescens (red abalone) is the source of this 2822-nucleotide messenger RNA. RefSeq names its product plancitoxin-1-like. The transcript is spliced from 9 exons. Gene Ontology annotation, biological process: apoptotic DNA fragmentation. The coding region runs from base 80 to 1147 and encodes 355 amino acids. Gene Ontology annotation, molecular function: deoxyribonuclease II activity. The record is from RefSeq and is a predicted model, not a curated record. Lineage: Eukaryota; Metazoa; Mollusca; Gastropoda; Lepetellida; Haliotidae.